ACGCAGGGAGGAAAAGAAAAAGGAAGGUGCGUCUUGUGAUAUCUGUGCCGCCCCCACGACAGGACGCGAGGGCUUCUUCUUAAAGCAUCAGUGAAUCUAAACGAACCGAAAUUGUCGCCGCCAGCUGUUCAAGAUCUCGCCCCACUCUCCGGCUUGUGCGUUCCUCUAUUUCUCUCUCUAGAAUCUGGCGGUAGAAUUUGAGCAGAGAAAGAAGGAUGGCCAUUGAUAAGGGGAAGUUCCAUGAAGAAGAAGAAGCAGCAGCUGUUGCUCGUUUCCAUAAGAUUAUUUUGGGUUGGGACUAUAAACAGCUUUUAAAAGAGACUGAGAUGAAGAACAAGAAGGAUACUAAAGCCAAGUUGAGUGUUGUGAAGAAUACUUAUAAAGAUGUUGAUGAUUAUUUUGAGACCUUUGAGCCACUCCUCUUUGAGGAAGUUAAAGCUCAAAUCUUGCAGAAUCAAGAUCCUGAAGAAGAAGCAGCAUCGGGGUCUGAAUUGAGAUUGGUAAUGGAGUGCAGCGAGGCUGAUGGGUUUCACAUUCUACAAGUCACUGACGAACGCGAACGCCUGGAGGAUGAUAAAGUUACUAAAUAUAAGUCUCUUGGUCCAAAUGAUCUCUUAUUGCUAUCAAAAGAAGAGGUUAAAGGGAGUUCGUUUCCUUCAUCUUAUGGGUUUGCUAUUGUGGAAAACCGUCUAAGUAGUACUAGUCUUCGACUUCGGAUGUAUUUAGCUGAAGAGGUGGUGCAGAUAACCAAAAAAACGAAAUCCUCUAGAACAAAGCCCUUUAUCCAAUCUCUCUCAAAUAUUCGUUCUCUUAUUACAUCAUCUGCCAACCUCGUAGACAAAAGGGUGCACACUUUAAAGUUAUGUGGUUUGUCAACCAUUAUCAGGGAAUAUACAGCACUACGAUCGAUCUGUUCGCUUCCUUUCAAGGAUUUAAUCUUUACUGCAGCAGAAAAGUCUUGUGGUUAUGGAGAUGAUGCUUGGAAAAUAUCUGGACCUCUGCAUGAUUACUUUACCGAAAAUCUUAAUAAAUCUCAAAAGGAGGCAAUUGAUGUUGGUCUAUCAAGAAGAUCCUUUGUCUUGAUACAGGGUCCUCCAGGAACUGGGAAAACUCAGACGAUUCUUAGCAUUCUUGGUGCCGUUAUGCAUGCCACUCCAGCACGAGUUCAAUCUAAGGAGCAUGAGCUAAAGCGUCGAGUUCAGAUGAGUAUUGAGGAGAAAUAUAGUCACUGGGCAUUAGCUUCUCCUUGGAUUUUGGGUGUCAACCCACGAGAUGCUAUCAUGCCUGAAGAUGGUGAUGAUGGUUUUUUUCCGACCUCAGGAAAUGAUAUGAAACCAGAGGUGGUUAAUGCAAACCGGAAGUACAGGAUACGUGUACUUGUCUGUGCUCCAUCAAACUCUGCACUUGAUGAGAUUGUGUUACGUCUUCUGACUACGGGUCUGCGUGACGAAAACGCCCAGACAUACGCACCCAAGAUUGUACGAAUUGGUGUCAAGCCACAUCACUCCGUCAAGUCAGUAUGGCUUGAUCACCUCGUGGCACAAAGGCGUGGAUCAGCCAUUGAUAAACCAAAACAAGGAACCACAGGAACUGAUGAUGAUAGCAUCAAGACUUCAAUAUUGGACGAGGCUGCAAUUGUGUUUUCUACUCUUAGCUUCAGUGGGGCACCAGUUCUCGCUAAAUCAAACCGUGGUUUCGAUGUCGUUAUCAUAGAUGAAGCUGCACAGGCUGUUGAGCCGGCAACUCUUAUCCCCUUGGCCACUAGGUGCAAACAAGUAUUUCUGGUUGGGGAUCCAAAACAACUCCCAGCUACUGUAAUCUCAACUGUUGCUCAGGAUUCUGGCUACGGUACAAGCAUGUUCGAGAGACUUCAAAAGGCUGGCUAUCCGGUGAACAUGUUGAAAACCCAAUACCGGAUGCAUCCUGAGAUAAGAAGCUUUCCGUCAAAGGAAUUCUAUGAAGAGGCACUGGAAGAUGGAGCUGACAUUGAGGCUCAGACGACUCGUGACUGGCAUAAAUACCGUUGCUUUGGUCCGUUUUGCUUUUUUGAUAUACAUGAAGGGAAAGAGUCUCAACAUGGAGCAACUGGCUCUAAAGUAAACAUGGACGAGGUGGAGUUUGUUCUUCUCAUCUACCACAGGCUUGUUACCAUGUACCCGGAGCUCAAGUCAAGUUCUCAGCUAGCUAUUAUAUCUCCCUAUGGCUACCAAGUUAAAACUUUCAAAGACCGGUUUAAAGAGAUGUUUGGUUCAGAGUCAGAGGCAGAGAGAGUGGUUGAUAUCAACACUGUCGAUGGGUUCCAGGGAAGGGAGAAGGAUGUAGCAAUAUUCUCAUGCGUUAGAGCUAACGAUAAAGGAGGAAUUGGUUUUCUCUCUAACUCUCGGCGUAUGAAUGUGGGGAUUACACGAGCUAAGUCUUCUGUUUUGGUCGUUGGUUCAGCUGCAACAUUAAAGAGUGAUCCUCUCUGGAAAAAUCUUGUAGAAAGUGCUGAGAAGAGAAACCGAUUGUUCAAGGUAUCCAAGCCAAUGAUUGAUUUCUUCAGCGAGGAGAAUCUAGAGACGAUGAAAGUGACGGAGGACAUGGAUAUUCCUGACGGACCAGGGUUUGAAGAUGAAGCUCCUCCAGUUGCAAAUUUCGGUAGAGAUGAUGAUAAUGACUUUGGUGAUGGUGAUCAAGACGAUGCAGCAUUCGCUGAAGAUGACUAAAUCACAACCAAAAUCUUCUCGUUAUUAAUUAGAAGUAGAACUUAAGAAGUUAGAGGAUUACUUGUUUGAACAUUUAACAAUAUCCUGCUUUAGUUUUUUCAUGGUUUAUUUUUGGUUUAGAGGAUAACUAUUGGUAAGCUUAAGCAUCUUUCUCGCGCCACUUAGCACUCAUUGUCCGUCUAGUUUCCUCACUUUCACAUAUUACAUUUACAUACAUGCAUUCAGAUGUUAUUUUUCUUACC
Molecule: messenger RNA, 2947 nt
Organism: Brassica oleracea var. oleracea
Lineage: Eukaryota; Viridiplantae; Streptophyta; Magnoliopsida; Brassicales; Brassicaceae
Product: probable helicase MAGATAMA 3
Exons: 21
Coding region: 216-2705 (829 amino acids)
Molecular function (GO): helicase activity
Source: RefSeq, a predicted model, not a curated record